CAACGCCAUGAGUUACAGGCGUGGUGUUGAAGAGUUUCAUGCUUUCGAAUAGUCUCGUGGCGUUAAACUGAGUAUCAUACUCUAGUUCAUCGGCAGCAGGGGCAAACGAAGGGAGUUCUACCGUAUGGGCGCUAGCGGCACUCGCGUGUCCUUUACGUUUGACCAUCCCCGUACAAAGGUUCCACGUCCCAACGCGCACAUAGCACCACGGGACAAGAUGCCCAAUUCGACAAUGAAAACCAAAGUCGGAAAGCGCAAGUCGACGGUAAUCCUAGUAAUGGGCCCGACCGGAGCUGGCAAGACGACUUUCAUCAACUUGGCGAGUGGUUCGAAACUACGAGUAGGCAAAGGCCUGGAGUCCACUACAACCCGCAUGGAGCUCUCGAAACCAUUCAAAUUGGAUGGUCACGACAUCGCCCUUGUGGACACACCAGGAUUUGACGAUACGAUGAGAAGCGACGCAGAGAUCCUCACCAUAAUUGCCGCUUAUUUGUCAUAUGAGUUUCUGAAGAACACAAGGCUCGUUGGAGUCAUUUAUCUCCAUCGCAUCUCCGAUAACAGGAUGGGAGGAAUCGCUCUACGUAACUUCAGGAUGUUCGUGGCUCUAUGUGGACGCAUGGCUCUACCAAAUGCAGCGAUUGUGCUGAAUAUGUGGAACGAAGUCGAUCCUGAAGUCGCGCUCAGAAGGGAGGAAGAGCUGGUCUCCAAAGACAUCUUCUUCAAACCAGCCAUCGACGCAGGAGCCAGUGUUUUCCACCAUGACAACGGCUCUUCCUCUGCAGAGGAGAUAAUACGCCAUAUGUCUUCAAGAAGGCCUAUCGCGCUUGCGAUUCAGAUAGAAUUAGUGAAGCAGAGAAAACCGCUUCGCGACACGGCUGCUGGGAUGGCUCUACUGGGCGAUCUCGCAGAGAAACAGCGCAAGAACGAGGAGCAACUACGACACAUGCAAGAGGAGAUCAAUGAUGCCCUUGCGAGGCAGGACGAGGAUGAUCGGGAAGAGCUCGAGCAAGCACAUCGUAGACUAGACGGCAUCAGACGGAGAAUAGAUGAGGAUUCACGACAUAUUCAGACCUUUGAUAAUCCCACGGGAGGACGACCUGCUGUUAUUCGGCCCGUUCCCUUUUCAACAUCACCACUGUCCUCGCAGCUGGCUCUCCCUUCUCUAUCCGCAUCGGAGUCGCAGUCAGCGCCCACUGGUCUUUUCGACACUCCCUCAUUUCCUGGCGCUUUUCAUGUUGGAUCGACUCACCGAAUGAUGAAAAGAAGGGCGAUUCUAUGUUGUUGCAUUCAAUGAUCUUGAAUCGAAGUUGCCAUGCCGAGGCAGAUAGUCGACCGUGAACAGCUCGCAAGUGGCAAAUCGCCGUAACUGUGUUGAAGAAUACCGUCUCGAUCACCGAUGUGUAAAAGUUCUAUGUAUCGACCUGUUGCUUAGAUUGCUGUCGAUAAGGGGUAACAAUGUAUAUCAUCAUAGCAGAAUGAGCUGUUGCGGAAUUUUUUAUGAUUUACUAGGAUGACUACCAGUGCUAAUACGCGUAUCACUCUGGCUGGAGGACUUCCCAGUGUACCUUUUGUCGACGUUCAAGCCGAAAGAAACUC
Molecule: messenger RNA, 1596 nt
Organism: Laetiporus sulphureus 93-53
Lineage: Eukaryota; Fungi; Basidiomycota; Agaricomycetes; Polyporales; Laetiporaceae
Product: P-loop containing nucleoside triphosphate hydrolase protein
Exons: 6
Coding region: 125-1294 (389 amino acids)
Molecular function (GO): GTP binding
Source: RefSeq, a predicted model, not a curated record